AUACUUUUUCUUCUGAUUUUUCAGGGGGUGCUGCAGCACCCUCAACACCCCUACUUUCCGCGGCUAUGUAUGGAAGUUAACCAACGAUUUACCGCUGAUUUAUGGAUGGCUCCACGACUUGGGUGUCGCUCCUGUCCCCAGUUAAAAUAGACAACUGGCGUAAACAAUGGUUUCAGUUGGAGCAUGCAUAUUCAUUUGAUGAAUCAGUUAUUGCAAAGGACAAGGAGUCGUAAGAAUUAGCGCAUCAAUACACUGAAGAAGAGAACACGAGUGAGAAGUUAGGUUACUACCGCGUCUCUUCGGUGCAAUCCAUAAUAAGAAGCUAUGGCACUAGACUGUACAUCGCUGACAAAACUAACCCUUGUUUUAUGUGUGGCAGCCCGUGGCUUUCCCCCAGUGAGCGGCUCCAGCGGUGCCUACGGGAGGGCCAUUCCACCACUUAGCAGCUGCAGCGGUGCCUACGGGAGGGCCAUCUCUGACUUCUGUGUGACCAAGUUCACUCAGGACAUGGAGGCCCUGGACCAGAGCCUGUGGUGCAGCUGGUCUGACACUUUUCAGCCUUACGAGGAACUGACCAACUGUACCUUUUUCGUGGCACUCAAGAUGCACUGCUUCUGGCCCAACCGGCUGAUAGACGAACUCUUCAUACGCCUCCACCGGGACUACUUUCACGACUGCGCUCUGACCGGCAGGCUGCUGCAGGACCCUCCUAUACGUAUCUUGGGGCCUUUCAUUGGAGUGCCUGUGCUGGUCACUCUGCUCAUGACUGCCCUAGUGGUGUGGAGUGGUAAAUUCUGCCAGGGAAUCGUGUAACUGUCUCAUCCUGUGUGAAGGUGCCCCUGGGUACAGAAUACAGAUCUAGGAUCAGUUUGCCCUGCCAAAAUUCUAACUGAAUCAUUAGCGGAGGAAACGCAAAACUGACCCGAGGCCAGCUUCUAGGGAUCAACUUGACCUCUUGGAGAACGAACUUCAGCUUAUCUGAUAGGGGAGACAUGAUGGAGGGGACACUGAACUGGGACAACGACAAGCAGAGAUACCCAACAGCAUACUAAGACUGUCAUCGUUCUGUGAUGUUUGUUGUACUGUGGCUCAUCAAUAACCCUAGAAAUUCCAAUUGAAAAUAUGCAUUGUAUUGUUGUAAACCACAAAGUGGCAACCAAGAGAGGGCUAAUGUGGUGUAGGGCAUGGAGGACAGAUAAUAAAUACAUUGAAUGUCAACAUCAAUGCAACAACAUCUGUAAUGUAGCUUUGGGCACUAGCCAAGUCUUUACAUGGACUGAAUAGAUGUAUAUAAAGGGCUUCAUAGAAAAGUCUGUAUUUGAUCUAGACAGCCAUGCCCAGUAGCUACACCUUUUAAUCCAACAAAACAGGAAUAUACAUCAUCAGAAUAUGUUGUCUUAUAUUCUACCGUUUCACAAUGGAUUACAGAGCCAUUACCACUGUCCCUAUAGAUACAUGUGUCUGAUUAUGUAUUAAUUAUUAUCUAUUAAUGUGCAUUUUAAACAGAGAAAUAAAGAACAACAAAUACUAAUAUGAUAAAAGUGAAAUAAGAAA
Molecule: messenger RNA, 1554 nt
Organism: Salvelinus fontinalis (brook trout)
Lineage: Eukaryota; Metazoa; Chordata; Actinopteri; Salmoniformes; Salmonidae
Product: receptor activity-modifying protein 1-like
Exons: 3
Coding region: 325-813 (162 amino acids)
Biological process (GO): G protein-coupled receptor signaling pathway; calcium ion transport; intracellular protein transport
Cellular component (GO): signaling receptor complex; membrane; cell surface
Molecular function (GO): coreceptor activity
Source: RefSeq, a predicted model, not a curated record